AUUGUAAUGAUCACUUUCAUUCAUUUGAUGUUCAGUGGGCCCAUUUAUGUUCAGGACUACGUAUUACAUUUUCGUCAUAGCAUUUAUCUCAAUACUGGUUAAGUCAUGUUAUGCGGGAUUCAUAAAGACGGCUUGGGAAAGUUUCAUACAGAGAGUUAUCAGUGGAGAGUUUUGGUUCGACUUGUAUUUGACCUUAUACAGAUGGCUAAGAAGUUGCAUUCUCGAUUUCUCCAAUCUUAAAGAACUCUUCUUUCCUAAACGCUUCUACGAACAGAAACCGUUUGAUUUGCUAAGUCUCCUGAAACUUCUGUGAUGAAGAUGAUAUUGAAGUAACCAUGUUGAUCUGUUCUGGCCUCACAUAUUCUCUCAAUGCUGUCAAAAAUUCUGUCCUUAUGCUAACUCAUGUAUAUGUUAUGCGUGUUGGAAAUAAAAG
Messenger RNA from Heterobilharzia americana, 433 nucleotides. NCBI's taxonomy places the organism in Eukaryota, Metazoa, Platyhelminthes, Trematoda, Strigeidida, Schistosomatidae. The record is from the annotation of a GenBank genome assembly.